AUGGUAGCAACACCUGAAGAUCAUUCAACAGGCGACCCCACCUACCUCAACACCAAGUACGCUCCUACACCAGUACUCACAGUCCCACGAGUCGCUACACGACCCCACCGUCCACUAAGCGAUCCUUUCAAUAGGCCAGUCGCUAUGCCUCUCAACAGCAGCGAGAUCACGAUCCCUGGCUUCUCAGCAGAGCAAGUCCGCUCCAUUACCAAGCUCAUAGAGGAAGCGCUUGACACGGCACUUGAUAAGCGAUUUGGACCACUGCAGCCACAGCAAAAGCAAGCAGUCAUUCCGCCAAAGCCGGCACAGCCACCGAAGCAGGAACAAGCGCAUAGGCCAUUGCAACAGGCAAAUAUGGAGAAAAUUGCGGAGAAAUUUACGGAGAAGAACAAGAGCAUGGGCAGCACCAGUCCUAUUCAAUCGGGCACACUCUCCACAAUCCCACACCAGGCCACUAUGCAGAAUUGCGGAGAUCCUUCCCCUCGCCUCAGCAGUAAUCCACUUUCUACCUCGCUUCUCGCCUCUCUUCUCGCCUCUCAACUCGCCUCUCUUCUCACUUUCGCCUCUCCGCUCGGCUACAUUCGAUUCGCGAAGGAUAUGGAGGCUAUAGGCCAAGGAUAG
Messenger RNA from Letharia lupina, 621 nucleotides. RefSeq lists its product as uncharacterized. Lineage: Eukaryota; Fungi; Ascomycota; Lecanoromycetes; Lecanorales; Parmeliaceae. The coding region runs from base 1 to 621 and encodes 206 amino acids. The record is from RefSeq and is a predicted model, not a curated record. The transcript has 2 exons.